AUUUGGAUUACAUUUUUAAAUAUAUUCUUAAGAGCUGUUGGCCUUAAGAAUAGCAACAUUUAACAAUCAAGUGUUUUACAAUGAAGUAUUCAUACUUUUCACUGUUAUUAACAAUUGCCUGCUUUUGUACUUUAGAGUGCGCGUCAGCUCAGAAUCAGGGAUCAGACCACUUUCAACUACCGAAUGAAUUGAGUGUACAAUAUUUAAAUGUCUCUGAGGAAGAGAUUAAGAGAAGUUGCGAUCGACUGGGAAGGUGCUUAACAGAGAAGAAUAAUAUAAUUAGGGAUGUGACCUAUAACGCCGGUCUUCGGAUGAUAGAUCAAUUUCCAAACAUAAUGAGAAAUAGAUCUUCAGUUACCGACGCUGACUGGGAUACACUUAUAGACCAUCGCUGUCUAGUAAAUAUACCCAUGAACAUGAUGGUGUCAAUCAGUAAUGAAAUUGCUUGGACUUGUAUUUUAAGAGACAGACAUGUACCUAAGGACAAUAUUCAACGUUAUCAUAGAGAAUGGGUUAAGGAAUACUGUGCCAGAGUUCGAAGGCUCGCUCUUCGUCAAUAUCAAGAAAAUGAAAAUCGACAUUAAUAAUCCUUUUAGAAGAGUAAACUUGUGAUUGGAUAUUUGGCUCAUUCAGAUAAGGAUUGAAAUGAUAUAUUCUUAAUAAUAAAUUGAUUAAAAUGUAGUCUACGAGUGAAGAAAAUAUAAAAUUCUUUUUCCAGUUA
This is a messenger RNA of Leptopilina heterotoma, 721 nucleotides long. RefSeq lists its product as uncharacterized. The transcript has 3 exons. Lineage: Eukaryota; Metazoa; Arthropoda; Insecta; Hymenoptera; Figitidae. The coding region runs from base 81 to 584 and encodes 167 amino acids. The record is from RefSeq and is a predicted model, not a curated record.